Messenger RNA from Coregonus clupeaformis (lake whitefish), 1257 nucleotides. RefSeq names its product transmembrane protein 119a (gene tmem119a). Gene Ontology annotation, biological process: positive regulation of osteoblast differentiation; positive regulation of bone mineralization; ossification. The record is from RefSeq and is a predicted model, not a curated record. Gene Ontology annotation, cellular component: plasma membrane. The transcript has 2 exons. Lineage: Eukaryota; Metazoa; Chordata; Actinopteri; Salmoniformes; Salmonidae. The coding region runs from base 126 to 974 and encodes 282 amino acids.
GGUAGCAACUUAGACGUUCCCUCUCUUUCCCUCAAUUUUCUUCUCUCUCUGCUGUUAGAAUCCCUUUACCAUUUAUUCCAGAGGAGACACUUCAGCCAGACAGAACAUCUGAUUCUGAAGGAAAUAUGAGUAACCACUUGAUUCUUCACCUGGCAUGUGUGAGCCUAGUUCUGCUCUGUGGCCAUGGGAAUGCAGUGCAUGUGCCCAUGGUCUAUAGAAUUUCCAUGGAUGGCAGUGGUGACGGAGGGGAGCCGGAUCUCAUAAUCCCCAUCGAUGGCCCCCCCCACCCUUACUCCCCCGUAGAUGUCUCCCCUGUCGAUGUCGCCCCCAUCAACGUCUCCCCCGUUGAUGUCUCCCCUGUAGAUGUCGUCAACGUCGAUGUCGCCCCCGUUGAUGUCUCCCCCACCGAUGUCUCCCCUGUUUCUCCCCCCACCCUGGUCAGCACCAUCACCAACACCAUCACUAUCACCAUGAUCCGCCUCAAGGACUUUAUGCUCACCCGGGUGGUGGACUUCCUCCAGGAUAAUAUGCUGAUCAUCAUCGUGGUCACCUCCCUCCUCAUUGUCAUGAUCUUCAUCAUCUGCUGUGCCGCUACCAUGAGCCAAAAGCGCAAGAUGGAGGCCUACAAACCCCCUGCCAACCCACCCAGGAAGUACAUUGGCGACACAGCUGGAGGAGUCGAACCCUCCAGUGAGGUCCAGAGUCGGGUCUUCGGCGGGCCUGAUUCUGCCAGGAGGAUCCAGGGAACCCCCAAGAAUCUGCGCACCCCUUCCGCUGCACUGGUGGGGGAAAAGGUGGGCAAGGAGCCCAAACCGAAGGAGGUCCAGAAAGUGAGGGAGGUAGAGGAGGAGGAAACGCGUAGAGUGGAGCCUAAGCACAAAGGCCAGAAGGCUGAGGAGGUGCAGCCGAGCUCCAGCCCCAGCACCAGCCAGCCCAUGGUCUGCACCUGCCACCUGCGGAAGGCCAACCACUAAGUAUAGGUUGGGGCUCCAACCAUGCAAACUAGCAAAAACGGAGAUUGAGGCCUUUUCUUGUGCAGAGGGAACUCCCUGGGUACGUCCGCUGCUGUGUGCCAAACUUGUCUGUGGAAUCUGACUCUGUGGGUACCUUUAGCAUACAGAUACAAUUGGGUCUAGUUAGCAUACAAAGGCCUUAAAACAGAAGGAAUUUCAGGCCUGACUGCCUAUAUAUCUAUAUAUAUAUAUAUCUAUAUACACACACAGUAUAUGCCAUAUCAUGUGUAUGUAUGUGUGUGUG